AUGGCGUCUUCCACGGCUGAACCACGCUUUGCCGAAGGCGAAGAUGCGGCUCAAUUGGGUCCGGACAUGCAAUCGCUACUUCAGCAGCAGGGGUGGGCUCUUGAUGCGGACGGAAUGGGUAUCACCAAGACCUUUCAUUUCAAAACGUAUUUCAAAGCUGUGCGGAUCGGAUCGGUGGAUGUUCACUGGACCACCCAUCAUCCUCGCGGUCUCACGCAAAAGGAUAUCACGUUGGCGCGGCAUUGCGACCAGGGGGCGACUCUGAUGGGAGCGGUGGAAGCUGGAGAUGGAAUGAAGUGUGGAUCGAAGCCGUGA
Messenger RNA from Penicillium oxalicum, 315 nucleotides. Its product is annotated as 4a-hydroxytetrahydrobiopterin dehydratase. The transcript has 2 exons. Lineage: Eukaryota; Fungi; Ascomycota; Eurotiomycetes; Eurotiales; Aspergillaceae. Gene Ontology annotation, molecular function: 4-alpha-hydroxytetrahydrobiopterin dehydratase activity. Gene Ontology annotation, biological process: tetrahydrobiopterin biosynthetic process. The coding region runs from base 1 to 315 and encodes 104 amino acids. The record is from RefSeq and is a predicted model, not a curated record.